GAAAAGUUCAACCGAAACAAGUAUUUUCUACUGAUUACGAACGCAAAAACACACCCAGACAUACUUGUGUAGUCUUCAUAAGGGGCCUACCUACACUAGUCUACUACUACUACGUGCCAGCUACUCCUGAGUCCUAGGAUCAUGACCCUCCUCAAGUCUUACUCCAUCAGCAUCAAGAUGUUGUCAUUCUUCCUCUACAUUCUUCUAAUGUCCACCGAGGAAGGAAACGGAGAAUCUAGAUAUGAGACCGGCGGAUUGACAAAAACUGGGAACGGGGAAAGACAGCUCAAGCAGAUAGAACAGUACGGGAAACAUCCAAGGUACGGCAAAUGCUGGACAAGAGCUCUGGAGCAGAUUCAGGAAGGAUGCAAGCAUCUUACAGAUGACGAGCAGAGUCUCAUGGCCCUCGGAUUCACAAACUGUCACCUGGAGAAAGCUGGUCUGCGAACGUACCCCUGCGAUCCCUCACAGAACAUCCAAGACUGCUUGCGACAACUCAAAGACGAUGUCAUCGCGUUCAAUGCGUAUACCGAGUUCUUCACACACACUCAAGACAUGUGUUUCUUUCUUCAGAGUCAGGUGUGGCACGAGCAGACUGAGAGUACUGUAUCCAGACUCGUUCUGAGCUCGGAAGAAGUGGCUGAUAAAAUGGAGGCAACAGGUCAGCUCCAGGAGGAGAUGAAAGUAAAGCAAGAAGAAUCACUUGAGCAGCAGCAUCUUAUCUUGAAGAAUGAGGAGCAUCUAAGGCGUACCUUGGAGACAUCUUCAAAUGAUAUCAAGAGUGUCUUUGCGGAAAUGAAACAGAGCACCCAGAACCAAAGACACCUCUUAGAAGAGACGUUCAGCCGCGUCGCUGACGUCCAGCACAUGAUCCUGGGAGAAUUCAGCUGGUUUAACUCGUUGCUGUUUUUCGCUGCUGCCGUUCUGAUUGCGUACCUGUUGACAUCGGCACCCCGUACUAGUGGGGCUAGACUCUGGCUCUUCAUCAUCCUAGGGGCUGACUUGGUGAUUGAAAGACUUGUGUUUCAAAUGCCUGGGGCUGAUCAAACGCAGCUUUAUGAGCGAAUGUGGCUCUGCAGGAAGUGUUUUUGUUUCGCUGCAAUGGUGACUCUCGUCAUUGUUGCAUAUCGAUAUAAAGACUUUGCUGUUGUGAACAACCAACUGCUUCUGGAUAUCAAACGACAGAACCUUGAACUUUUUCAAGCCUUGAAAAGUGGUGGGAGAUAUCCUGCAAUAGGAAAUGGUGCUGUUGCAGCAGCUUUACAAAGUACCAGCACCACAGCCAUGUCACUACUGUCAAGUCAGAAACAGAAGUCUUUUGGUGCAGGGUUUGACUACAGUGACAGUACACCAGCACGAAACGCAGUUUGCAUAGAUGGGAUGACAAUGCUGGAUGGGUACAGUUCUGAAGAUUUCACGGGUACAGACUCUGAUCCGACAUUUAUAGAAGGAGGUAGCUCCGACGCUGAACCCUCGGACACAGAGAGCUUCCUCACGGCCCGAACACCAAGCCAACCAACCAGCAGACGGGCCAGUUUCAAUGAGGGUCAUCCAGCUGCGGAUCGUGGCUACAACCAAAGCUUCAAUCAUUCGGUGAGUACUCUCACGUCAUCCGAGUCAACAGAUGGAACUUUCACAGGUAGUAUGCCUUCAGCAAAGAGGAAAAGAGGUCGACCAAAAGGAAGUAGAAGUAAACAGUCCACACCCCAAAAUGUAACACCCACACAGUCACGUUAUAAUCUACGGACCAGGGGCUCCCCAGUAGCAGACAACUCCAUCCUGAACAGUGAGACAGUCCAGGCAUUCAUGGAGCGGAUGGGCGUGUCACUUGGGCGGAGGGAGUACAGGGUGGAGCAGUUGACACCAGUAGGGAAUUCAAGAAGACGGGGAAACGUUACGUCAUUUUCAUCGGAUGAGGAAUAUUAAAGCAGCAGUUAAAAUGUCUACAAAGAAGGUUAUAUUAUAAAUAUAGUUGCAAUGACUUCCGUUUAAAUCCUAUUUCGAUGAUUUGUGUGCACAUAGAAACUUGACUGGUGCCAUAAAUUUGAAAAGUAUUUUUUGUUCAAUAGUUUAUUUUAUUUUAUAGUGUAUCUACAUAAUCUGGGGUUUGUCCCCUGCAUACUUAUGGUGUUGCUUCUUGACAAAUUGCAGGAAUGCACCGUGAUUUGGUUGUUAUCUUAAAAUGUAGCUUGGGCUUUGAGCCUCAAUCUUAAAGCGGCGAAGGGGUAGGACCAAGAAAAUAUUCACGAGACAAGAAGUCUUGUACAUGUACAAAAUAUAGCUAAGAACUUUUACUGGAAAAAAAGAAGAUAAAAUUACAAGAAGUCAGAACUGGUUGUUGAUUAACAGUGUGUACAAAUGGCCAUGGCUAGAUGUCUGCAUCUCCUAUACCUAAUCAUUGCUGUUCAAGCCAGCUGUUAUAGCCGGAGCCAAAGUUGCUCAAAUCAGCUAUUUAGUUUUGUAUUUUCUUAUGAAUAUCAUGUGCACAUUACCAAAGAUACAAUGCUUCCAUGGAAUAGACCGUUAUCAUGCUGUCACCAUCUUGGUCAUGUUCCCUGCAUCCCACAGCAGUAAUGGAUGCUAAUAUUCCUUGUACAAGUAGAAACCAGACUAUUUUUUCCAGCCUCCGUCCGGUUACAUUAAUUUGAAUGGGAGAAUAUCAAGACGGCCACAUCAUGAUAAAGGUCUAUACUGCUUUUUUAGUGUGUGGUAUUUUUUUAAAUUUUAUUGUGGUACUAUUUGUAAAUAUCAAGUUAUAAACCAAACAGGAAACUGACUAGAGAGAUUUGAACCAUCGACCUCAAGUUUAAUGUACAUGACUCAACCAACUGUGCUACUGUAUCAAGCCCUCUGUUGGCUGUCUUCCAGUUUAAGUCAGAAGCUUCUGACUAGCAUCCCCAGACAAAGACUGGGCCCCUGUCUUUAUCCGCAAGGAUAAAGACAGGUCCCGCCACUAGAUCCAGUGAUUUUAUUGGAUACAAUGAUAUUGGAUAAACGUGCACCCAAUAUGCCCAAGCAGUACACUACUGUCAAAAAUUAUGUAUAAAAUAUAAAUAUAAAUAUAUAUAUAAAUGACUGAGGUCAAAGGUGAGUCUACAUGCCGGUUUUGGAUGUCGUUCUCUGGCGUUAUUCACGAGCCUUGAAGUGUGACGCCAGAUGUUCAGGCUACCCCAGACAAAGAUAUUGACAAAAUAGGGAGACUGUCAGUGUCAACACAGAUAGCUAAGUUGGUAGAGCUCUGUCUUAAACUAGAGGUCGUUGGUUCAAAUCCUGUUCUAGUCAAUCCCAAAAACUAUUUGUAAAUAGUAUGUAUAAUAAAUGUUAAAUUUACAUUUGGGAUAUUUUUUUAAACCCCAAACCCCUGAUGUGUGUAAUGCACUGUAUACUCAGUACAUUUUCAGUCUGAUUCCAGUAAAAAAUAUUCACAGGCAUAUUUACUCGGGUGGGGUUUGUAACCCACAACAUUUGCCAUUCUAGAGCUGAUUAAGAACACCAAGAUUGCCUUGUGGCUAGAGGCUGUUCUAGUAUGCUAUUGUAAAUACAAUUAAUUGUGUUUGUAAAUGCUUAGAGAGGUGAUAUUUUGCAGCCAUUUUAUUAUUCCGGGGGCUAAUCAUAAGGCACCAUGUCAACAGUCAGGCACAUUCUAGAUGCAAAAGAACUUAGAUCAGAAGUUGUAAGCUAAAGUAGUGUACUAGCUAAUUUUCUAUACCUUCCGCCUGGGUAUUAGUUAAAAAGCAGGACAGUUCUUUUCAGAACUAAGAAGUUUCCCGAACAAUCCGAUAAAUCUACUUCGCGGUAGUAGAAUAUAGAAAGACAGUUUUCUAAACACAAACUCUACCCGGCGAAUGGACACACACAUGGUGUUACCGCAAACCAAAUACAUGUAUAUUCGAUGUUACCUCUGACGUCACUC
This is a messenger RNA of Asterias rubens (European starfish), 3913 nucleotides long. RefSeq lists its product as uncharacterized. Lineage: Eukaryota; Metazoa; Echinodermata; Asteroidea; Forcipulatida; Asteriidae. The coding region runs from base 142 to 1926 and encodes 594 amino acids. The record is from RefSeq and is a predicted model, not a curated record. The transcript has 10 exons.